GCAUCACUGCUUUAUAGUCGAAUAAUCGAAAACUACAUUCGGCAUCCGGCAAACGCCCUAGUGCCAAGUGUAUCUUACUAUCGUUGUGUGGAAGUUGAUAUUUCUACUUAAGAGAUUUUUGCUGACAGAUUGUCUUGUUUUUAUCGAUUUUAUUGAGAAAGAACAGUACGACAGUGAAUCACAUGGAAAUCUCGCUCAUGUAUUAGAGCAGUAUAAGCAGUAUAAGGAAAAGCAGCAGGAAGCAUAAUAAUCGCGAGUGAUAGCGCUACGAAUGAUAUAUAAGAAUAAUGUUUAAGUGUUGUAUUUCUAACAAUAUAUCGAAGAAAACGAAUGCCGAGACAAAAUCGAAAGCAGACGACAUAUCGAUUGAAUCGCCCAAACUAACUACAAUAUCUACAAGAGUAGAUGAUGAAAUAAAAAUCCUAAUGAGAGCGGAUAAGCUGAACGGCAAUUUGCAGAUAUCGGAAGAUACAUUUUCAGCCGCAUUGGACUUGACUCCAGUUUGCACUAAUUCCACGAUAAAGAAUUCAUGCGAGAUUGCACAAAAUGAAAAUGCUAAUAUUAAGGAUAAGUCAAAUUUAAUUGAUAAAGGUAAUAGCAACUUUAAUAAUGCUGAUGAAAAUCAAAUGGAAAAUGUCAAUUCUGGCGCAUUUAGCGCUAUCAAAACAAAUCUUUAUGAUGCAUCGGGAUACAUAGAAAGGACAAUCGAUGAUGGACCAGAAGACGAAGGUGAUGAUUCGGUUUUCGAAGCCUGUCCGAGUGGAAACGAAACAGCUAAGAAAGCGCCACCAGUUGCUUCAAUUCCACGGUGGUUAUCAGAAGAAGACGAUGGCGAAUACGUUACAGGAGGAUUCAGUGGCAUGCAGGAGCCACCGGCGACGCCAGUGGCUCGCGAUGAGCUAGCUUUAAGACGACACAGAUUCUUCUCCGAUUUGUUACAAGCUGCGCAAAAUUCAACGGAGCACAGAGUGAGAUUCGACCCGCUAGGACCAAUGGUGCACACCGGUUGCGAGAGUGGUGAUAAAGAGGAACAUCUAGAAGAAUUGGUGAAUCGGCUAGAAAACGUAACAAGUCGGCUCGAAAAAAUACAUUGUACAAUCCAAACUCAAGACGCCGCUGUACAAACAAACAUACUUUCUCCAAAGAAAUCUACGCUUGCAGCAAAUUUUAGUCUUGAAACAUUAGAAGAAGAUUCUUCAACAUUGUUGGCUCUUCAUUUAAAGUCAGAAAUUAUUUUGAAUCAAUCUACAAACAUGUCCAUAAUCGGUUAUGAGGACCUUUUAAAUGGGCCAGUCAAAAAUUAUUUAGAAUUAAGUCAAAAAAUUGGUGGUGAUGUAGCUACUCAUAGUAAGCUUGUUGAGAAAGCUUUUCAGAUUCAACUUCGAUUCGUGCAAAUAGCGGCGAACCGUUCUGCACCGGCAAAUCAAUCCGAACAAGUAUCUCUGCUUGCACCUAUGUCUGUGCAGAUCCAACAGAUCCAAGAAUUUCGUGAGAGAAAUCGUGGAUCUCCCUUCUUUAAUCACUUAUCGGCAAUUAGUGAAAGUAUUCCGGCUUUGGGAUGGGUUGCUGUGUCUCCUACGCCAGCUCCAUAUAUAAAAGAGAUGAAUGAUGCUGGUCAAUUUUACACGAAUCGUGUAUUGAAAGACUGGAAGGAGAAAGAUAAAAUACAUAUAGAUUGGUGUAAAGCGUGGGUACAAACAUUGACUGAUCUACAACAAUAUGUUCGUCAACAUCACACAACAGGUUUAGUAUGGGGGAAAACUAGUAUUUCACCUGCAGGUAUACCACCACCUCCACCUCCAUCGAUGCCAAUCGAGGAUAUUUCAUCAGUGAUAAAUGAUGACAGAAGCGCCCUUUUUGCUCAGAUUAAUCAAGGAGAAAAUAUCACGAAAAGUUUGAAAAAAGUUACUUCAGAUAUGCAAACGCAUAAAAAUCCUGCUUUGAGAUCCGGCCCUGCACCAUUUAAAGCACCAGCAAUUACAAAUGUGACAUCUACAAAAAAUGUAUUACCGGCAAAUGCACCUAUUGAUAAACCACCAGUAUUUACUCGAGAUGGCAAAAAAUGGCUUGUGGAAUAUCAUAAGGGAGAAAAUUUAGUAAUUGAUAAUGUGGAAAUGAAUAAUGUGAUUUACAUGUUUCGAUGUCAAGAUAGUACACUUACUAUUAAAGGCAAAAUAAAUUCCAUCGUUAUGGAUUCCUGUCGUAAAUCAUCCGUCGUAUUUGAUUCUCUCGUAUCCAGUAUCGAAUUUGUUAAUUGUCAAAGCGUACAAAUGCAGGUUCUUGGGAAAGUACCUACAAUUUCUAUUGACAAGACGGAUGGUUGCCAAAUGUAUUUAAAUACAGAAUCUUUGAAUGUUGAACUUAUUACUAGCAAAUCUAGUGAAAUGAAUGUUAUGGUACCCAAAGCCAAUGGAGAUUAUAGUGAAUAUCCGAUACCAGAACAAUUUAAGACUACCAUUAAUCAGAAUGGUCUUAAUACUACAGCCAUUGAUUCACUCGGUUAAAAGUAUAAGGGAUUUGAUUAAAAAUGCAUAGCCUAUCUUCUUAACAACAUAGUUCAUUAAUAAUAUGAUUGUCAAAGAGAUAGUGUCGAUUUAUUAAUAUUAUUAUUUAUUACUUUCUUUGGAGCUAUAAAAAAGUAUCCAAUACUGCAUCUUCCUUAUGUAUAACAAUUUAACUUAAUAUUCAUGAUAU
Molecule: messenger RNA, 2694 nt
Organism: Camponotus floridanus (Florida carpenter ant)
Lineage: Eukaryota; Metazoa; Arthropoda; Insecta; Hymenoptera; Formicidae
Gene: capt
Product: adenylyl cyclase-associated protein 1
Exons: 10
Coding region: 288-2504 (738 amino acids)
Biological process (GO): cell morphogenesis; regulation of adenylate cyclase activity; cytoskeleton organization
Cellular component (GO): cytoplasm
Molecular function (GO): actin binding; adenylate cyclase binding
Source: RefSeq, a predicted model, not a curated record